Molecule: messenger RNA, 1880 nt
Organism: Polistes canadensis
Lineage: Eukaryota; Metazoa; Arthropoda; Insecta; Hymenoptera; Vespidae
Gene: nopo
Product: E3 ubiquitin-protein ligase TRAIP-like
Exons: 7
Coding region: 288-1541 (417 amino acids)
Source: RefSeq, a predicted model, not a curated record
GUAUACCAAGCAUUGUCAGUAGUUAAAGAGUAUUACUUUCUUUUCGAAUUUUUUAUUUGAUCAUUGUUGUGCUAAAGAUUGCAAAUAUAUUAUAUAUAUUUACAUUAUAGAUAAAUGAAUAGAAAUCAAAUAUAUGUAAAUAUAUGAUUAAGAUGUAUGAUGAUAUUUGAUUAACCUCAUUAUUUAUUUUCAUUUAUAACCAAACACAAAUAUUUGGAUUUUAUUUGUUUUCUUCUUGUCUUGCUUUUAAAAAAGAUAAUUUAAUUUUGUAAAUUCUAAGGAAUAAAAUGAAUAUUGUUUGUGUUAUAUGCAGUGAUUUAUUAGUACCAUCAGAUGAUGUAUUUUAUACACUAUGCGGUCACAUUUUUCACUUUAUGUGUUUAGUAAAGUGGUUAGAAAGGUCAAAGACAUGUCCACAGUGUCGAGAGAAAACUGAUAAAUCUAAGAUACAUAGAAUAUAUUUUAAUUUUUCUAACAAUGACACCAUCGCUGAAGAUUCAUCUUACUUACAAGAAAAAGUUGACAAACUUACGUUUCAAAUUGUACUCAAGGAUAAAGAUCUCAAACAUUAUAAAGAGCAAAGUGAAACGUGGAAGCAACACAAUUCUGAAUUGCGAAACGAAGUUAGAAGAGCUGAAAGUGAAGUACGUGAAAAAGAAACUGCUAUUUAUGCGCUGAAAGAGCAAAUAAAGUAUUUUAGACAACAAUGCUCAGAAGCAGAUGCUUUUAAACAGGAAGCUACUAGAUUGAAAAAGAAAAUUACGGAUAUGAGAAACAUACAACUUUUAAUGGAUGCUCCUGUCGAAGAUGUUGAUGAUAUGGUUUCAAGAACAAAAGAUCCUAGUACUCUUAUUACAUAUAUAUCUAUAAUGAAAAGGGAAAUGGCUAAGUGUGUGAGUAAACGGAGAGACCUGAGAACUAAAUUGCAAGAUACACAACAGGAACUCACUAAAACUUCUAUGGAACGUAAUUUUUUAUUGGAAGAACGAGAUAAGCGGAAAAUAUUGGAAGCAGAGUUAAUGGUCUGCGAAGCUGAAAAAAUUUCAUUACAAAAUAAACUUCAAGAUCUUGAAAAUAAUGGAAGUACUGAAGCAUGUGUAUCACGUACGAUGAAAACAGAACAUAAUCAUCAAGAUUCUAGUAAAACGUCUAAAGAAGAAGUUAAAGAUACUAAUCAAACGGAUAACAAAAAUGAUACGAAGAGCACUCAUAAAAGAAAAACAAAUAUCUCGAAGGAGGAUACUAAAAUAAGUUCUCCUGAUAUUCCUCUCAAAUCACAAGGCAUUUUAGCUCUAAAGGAACGGUACGCAGCACGAAAAACUACAAAACCAACAUUUUCUAUCUUAAAAAAAAAACCAAGAUUAUCUCAUAAUUCUGCUGAAUCUUCAAAAAGUGGUCCAAUCACAUAUGAUGGUUUUGGUGGUCACUCGAAGUAUGAUAAAUUUCCUAGUCCUAGUGCAAGUUCUAAAGUGCAGAAAAUGAAAGAUUAUUUGUCUAAGCCAAAGGAAGACAAUCAAAAAUUUACUGAUUUACAGAUUUAAUUCUAAUUCAUGAUACUGUAGUUAUUUCAAUAUUCUAUUUUUUACAAUUAGGUUUAAUAAUAAUUUAAACAUGUAUAUGUGUAGUUACCUUUUUUAUUUUUUUGCAUAUGCUAGAUAGAUUUUACGUGAUUAUAUCGGAUGAAGAAUUUAAAAAUAAUGGAAAGUUAAUAAAAAACAUCAUUGUAAAUUAAGGUGCCGAUAUUGAAAUAACUUAUAAUAUUAUAUAUUUUUGAUGUAAUUAUUUAUUAUUAUUAAACGUAAUCUUAUUACAUAUAUAUAUAAUAAUAAAUAUAACGUGUAUAAUGAUUCAUUAAAAAAGAAUUAAUUUUCAAGAAAAAA